Molecule: messenger RNA, 1103 nt
Organism: Cyprinodon variegatus (sheepshead minnow)
Lineage: Eukaryota; Metazoa; Chordata; Actinopteri; Cyprinodontiformes; Cyprinodontidae
Gene: tmem72
Product: transmembrane protein 72
Exons: 5
Coding region: 152-934 (260 amino acids)
Source: RefSeq, a predicted model, not a curated record
AACUUGUCCUCUCUGAAGGGCUCCGCAUCACAGCUCUGAUGGAUGACUCGACUUUCAAAAGCUACUAUUCGCCUAACUAUCAUUAAAAUGUCUGCGUAAAAUGCUUCUAAAGCACAAAUAGAGGCUGAAUUUUCAAAAAAAGGAACAUAAUAUGGGUAACUCAGGGAGUGUGUGGUGGACUGUAGUGGAGUGCACUUGCAGGAUUCUUGGUGUUUCUACAGCAACAGUAUUGUGUGCUGUGGGAGUAGAAACAGUCCACCAGGGAGAGUUCAACAGCCUGGGUAUCUAUCUGAUAACAGCAGCUGCUGGGAUCAUGAUGUUUGAGUUGUCAUACUUCUUGGAUGCUCUACUGUCCAUGUGUUUGCCCUGUCCUCCACACUGGCAAGUAUUUAUCUUGUGGGGGAAGAUGGCUCGUGUUGGAGGCUUCCAUAAAUUCCUCUAUUACUCCAUCAUGUCAGUGGUCUGUUUUUUGCACCCUGUGUUGGUUUGGCACGCAAUCAUCCCAGGAUCAAUGCUUCUGGUGACAGCCGUGUUCAACUUCAUACUGAGUAAAAAAGCAAAGACCAAGUCUUCCAAGAGUCUACUAGAGAGCAACAGCGACCAAGGUGUAACAGCUGUCUGUGUGACAGAAAGAUCUGGCUCCAACGUCACGUCUUCAUUCCUCCAAGCAGUGACAGGAAGAAAGGGAGGGGAAAUAGUUCUCGCAGACCCAGAUCAGUGCCUUGAUCCACACGACAGAGGAGCAAGUGUCCAGGCAAUGCUGGAGCUGGAGCAGAGAGCAGCACCUGCAUACACAGAAAGGAGGAGGACAAGGUGGUGGGGGAAAAUUAUCUGGUUUAGGGGAAGGGAGGAGCCUGUGGAGAGGGAGAUGGAGGAGAUCAAUGAGGCUGAACCAGACACCACCUCAGACACUGCACCUAUGAUCACCGACUGACCUGCUGCUCCACAUUGAAAUCAUGCUCCUAUUUGCAAAGCGCAAAGCAGACUUAUUAAAAAAGUGAAAAAGAAUGUCUGAUAAAAGUAUAUUUCUAUUAUUUGUUACUGUUGUGAUCAUAUAACUAAAACUCACAUUGUUAUCUUUCAUGAUAACCAACAUGUAUAUU